Molecule: messenger RNA, 2704 nt
Organism: Lacerta agilis (Sand lizard)
Lineage: Eukaryota; Metazoa; Chordata; Lepidosauria; Squamata; Lacertidae
Gene: DDN
Product: dendrin
Exons: 2
Coding region: 295-2274 (659 amino acids)
Source: RefSeq, a predicted model, not a curated record
UGCUUUUUCCCUCAUGCACAGAGUGUGUAGCAAUGCAAGAGAUCCUUGGUGAGCACAGCUGCUUGCCUGAUAUGCCUUUGCAAUAUGCACGUUUGUGUACGUCCACAUACCUCUGUCUUUCCACUGGCUUCACCUGUCCCUGAGAACCCCACUUCCUGAGUGACCCUCGCCCUGUGCUGCCGACAGCUGCCCUUCUUCUGUGCCUCUGCCAGGGAACUUGCCUGCCAUGUCCUGUGGGGGUGUAUUGCACUCCCAGCCUCCCAGCGGCUGCUAGAUGUCCCAGCAAGCAGGACGAUGUUUGAACGCCCGGGUCUGAGUCCCGGAGAUACCAGACGGCUCCAUGUCUGCGAGAGAACAAACCUGCUUCUUGUUGAAUUUAACAGAGUUUCUUGUUCCAGCCGGGAUGCCAUGGAAGCCGAGCUGUGGACAGGACGAGGCUACAGUGCCCCCUGGAUGUACCACAGUGUGGCUGGGCAGUACACGCUCUUGGACAAGCAACUAGUCUCUGAUUUUUCUCCCGCUCGACGUGGCCUGGGCGCCCGCGUCCUGCAGGAUUCAACCAACUGGCACGAUGCUCAACUCUUCCCGCCUCGCUGGGGCCCGCGGAGGCCGGAGGGCCACUGGUUCUCGGGGAAGGAUCCGAGCAAGGCGGCACCUUCCCCCAAGGCGCAAAGGCAGCCUAACCCUCCUUACGACGGGCUGCCCCCGAUGUGCAGGAGAGACGUGAGCAGCAAUGCGGCAAGGGGCCCCGCCGAAGGCUGCAAAUGGAGCCGUCGAGGAGCCCCCAAGAGCAAAGGCGAGCUCCCUGCCCGGGCCCCUCCAAGCUACGAAGCCCACAUGCUGCUGCGUCUCCGGGCUGGCCCGGGCCCCCGGAAGGAGAACUGGCCUCGCCCGCCGCCCUAUAUUGCUCCACCAUCCUACGAGGCGCCCCACCGCACCGUGCAGCCCAAGCAGCGCGCCAGCAAGGAAGCCUCGACGGCGAAGCAGAGCCAGGCGGAAGCCCCCAAGAAAAGCCGCGAGGGAACCAAGAGAGCCUGCGAGUCCGGACCGGCGGCGGGGCGGAAGGCAGGGCGAAGCCCGUCGAAGCUGCCUGGUAGCUGGAGCUACCUCUCCGGAGCCACGACGUGGGGAGGAGGCUUCGGGGCGCAGCCGGAGCGAGCAGGGUCCCGCUACCCUUUGGGGUCCUGCUUGGACGCGAGCCCCCAGCACCGGGGCCACACCCUGCCCAGGGCAACGAAGAGGGGCGAGCCUGGCCGACCCCACCCUGGCAGUCCCCUCCAGCACACGCUCCCUGCUGGCUGGGGCUUCAGCCACGCAGCUGGCCGGCCUGAAGCUGCCGUCGGAGGUGAGAGCAAAGCAGCGGGCGAGCAGCUUAGGUGCAGGUUCCCCAAGUGGAAGGAGCCGGGAGGGAGCCACGCUGCCGCGUCUCACAGAUCGACGCCCCGAAGGCGCGGGGGUCUGUUUGUCAUCGACGCCACGUGCGUGGUGAUCCAAGCCCACUACAUCCCGCCCCCUCGGACGGAGAGGGUCCGCUACUUGGGCCGCGAAGAGACCGGCGCAGCCCCGCCGCCCGGCUCCCCGGCCCCGGCGUCGAUGGAGGAGCGAGCUGCCCGCAUCCUGGGUCUCCCCGUCAGCGAGCUGGGCUUCGCCGGGGCGGGAGGAGGAGAGGCCUCGGGGUCAGGGAGCCCUGCGCGCGGGGCUGCGGGGAGCUGCGCCAGCGACGCGGCUCCUUUCGGGGAUGCGCCUGCAGUGGGGCAGCCUGCCGGGCCUCCUUCCGCCCCGGCCAGCCCCGCGAAGCCCUUAGCACCCCCCGCCCCCGACGGGUCCCAGGCUGGGCCUACAGAGCUGGCAGGGCCGGCGUGCCCCAGCCCGAGAGGGGCGGCCGCUCCUGGCCAGGAAGGCGGCUGCCCGCCCCGAGGCGGGAAAGAAGCCGGAGCAAAGCCCGCGCUGCCCUCGCCAAGCAGAUCCUACGUCCGGGAUCUGAAGGAAGCCAUGUCGAGGAUCCGCCGGCACACCGCGCCGGAUUCGGACACGGACGAGGAGCUGGAGCAGGAGUGGCCGCCGGCCUCCGGGCGAGCGGCCUGGAAGGGGCGGCUGGGCGAAGGGGCCCUCUCCUACAGCAGCAGCAGCAGCCUCGACAGCAGCUGUUCCAAUGCCACCGUGGUGCCCGGGAGUGCCCCCCCUGGCCUGCGGAACGGGCCCGAGUCCGGCUGGGAGCUGCAGGCUGUGGGUGGAAGGGGCUUGGGCCGGGCCGAAGCAGGGCCACAGCCAUGAAAUGGAUGAGAAGAGAGGCUGUGAAACCCACGGCAGAGCCCCAUACCCGCCCUCACCCCCCACCCAGUCUCCCAAGUGCCUGGUACCCCUAUGCCUCUGCCCAGCCCCCUCUCCUUGCCACACAGGCUCAGGGACACACGUGUGUUCAGGGCUGUGGGGUGCGGACGCGGAAGGACAUAUAGACGUGGUUGUGACACUUCCCAUAUCAGGUUCUGUACUCCAGUGUGUGUUUGGUGUAAGAAUGGAGCCUACAUGUUCAGAGGCAGUACUGUAUAUAUCUGAUUAUUAGAUGCUAGGGAGAACCUAGAGAGGAUAGCCAUCGCUGUAACGCCCUAUAAUGCUGAACCUCCCAGGAACCUCCUUGCCUGACCUUAGUUCAGGGAUGGGGAACCUUAGGCCUCAGGGUCAGGGCCAAUUGUGGCCCUCCAGG